Molecule: messenger RNA, 960 nt
Organism: Castor canadensis (American beaver)
Lineage: Eukaryota; Metazoa; Chordata; Mammalia; Rodentia; Castoridae
Gene: Or56b1
Product: olfactory receptor family 56 subfamily B member 1
Biological process (GO): G protein-coupled receptor signaling pathway
Cellular component (GO): plasma membrane
Molecular function (GO): olfactory receptor activity; G protein-coupled receptor activity
Source: RefSeq, a predicted model, not a curated record
AUGUCUGCAUCAUUCAAAAGUUCUAAUAGCUCCAAAUUCCAGGUGACAGAAUUCAUUCUGAUGGGAUUCCCAGGCAUCCACAGCUGGCAGCACUGGCUCUCCUUGCCACUGGCACUACUCUAUCUCUUAGCAAUAGGUGCAAAUCUCCUCAUCCUCAUCACUCUCCUCCAGGAUCCCACUCUGAGACAGCCCAUGUACCUUUUCCUAGGCAGCCUCUCUGUGGUGGACAUGGGCCUGUCCACUACCAUCAUGCCCAAGAUCUUUGCCAUCUUUUGGUUUGAUGCCAAGGUCAUUAGCCUUCCUGAAUGUUUUGCUCAGAUCUAUGCCAUUCACUGCUUUGUUGGCAUGGAGUCUGGGAUCUUCCUUUGCAUGGCUUUUGAUAGAUAUGUAGCUAUUUGUCACCCUCUUCGGUACUCAUCAAUUGUCACCAAUUCUUUAAUCUUAAAAGCAACCCUGUUUAUGGUGCUUAGAAAUGGCUUGUUUGUCAUUCCAGUGCCUGUUCUUGCAGCCCAGCGUAACUAUUGUUCCAGAAAUGAAAUUGAACAUUGUCUGUGUUCUAACCUUGGAGUCACAAGCCUGGCUUGUGAUGACAGGAGGUCAAAUAGCAUUUGCCAAUUGGUCCUGGCAUGGGUUGGAAUGGGAGGUGAUCUAAGUCUUAUUAUAUUGUCAUAUACCUUGAUUCUGCGCUCUGUACUUAGGCUGAACUCUGCUGAAGCUGCAUCCAAGGCUCUAAGCACUUGUACCUCCCACCUCAUCCUCAUCCUCUUCUUCUAUACUAUUGUUGUAGUGAUUUCAGUAACUCAUCUGGCAGAGAUUAAAGCCACUUUUAUUCCAGUUCUGCUCAACGUGCUGCACAACAUCAUCCCUCCUUCUCUCAACCCCAUGGUGUAUGCACUGAGGACCGAAGAACUUAGGAAAGGCUUCAAAAGGGUGUUUUGUUUGAGCAUACAAAAGAAAUAA